Saccostrea echinata is the source of this 968-nucleotide messenger RNA. RefSeq lists its product as uncharacterized. The transcript has 6 exons. The record is from RefSeq and is a predicted model, not a curated record. The coding region runs from base 1 to 612 and encodes 203 amino acids. NCBI's taxonomy places the organism in Eukaryota, Metazoa, Mollusca, Bivalvia, Ostreida, Ostreidae.
AUGUCUUUCCUCUCUCAAAAUAUGAAGAUCACCAUCAAAAAUGUAGCCCUGAACAAGAACGCAACGCUGACGUCGACUGCAAAAGAUACAAGCAGUGUAAAGCUGGCAAGAUAUGCCGUGGACGGGGAUAUAUACACAGAAGCCAAGACAAUGCCUCAAAACAACCCAACGAUGACAAUUCACUUAGAAGAAAUUACAACAAUCAAAUACAUGGAGAUUCAUUUACUUUUAGAAGAAUCGAGUUCGUACAAAGUCUUUGUGGUCAAUGUAUCUAGACCAGAGUACACAGAGAAUACCCUUUGUUCCAACAUUGCGAAUCCCCCAACAAUGUACCACGUCUGGAAUAUCACAUGUACUGGAGAUCGUUCUCUGACUGGAAAUCAGGUCUCAUUGAAAGACAGACAAAACUGGGAGCAUUAUCCAUUUUCGAAGUUUUUAUAUUUCGUUGUAGCAAAGGAACGUACAGCUACUUUUGUGAUCGAAUGUGCAGUCACUGUUUUGACACAUCUUGCGAUGGAUACACGGGUGUUUGUGAAAAAGGAUGUGUGGAUGCGGGUCGGUCUGGUUUUUUGUGUUAUUGUAACCCCAGAUGUGAAGAUGGAUGCGGAGUAGACAGGGAAUGCAUGACAGGAUGUGCAUUGGGCUGGUAUGGCAAUAAUUGUUCAAAACCUUGUCUUCAGGAAAACUGUCAAGAAUGCAAUUAGAUGACAGGAAAUUGCACUCAAUGUACGUCGGGCAAAUAUGGAGAAACCUGUGAGAAGUCUUGCCAAGAAUUUUGUCUUGAAUCCAUUUGUAAUCGGCAAGGCAUAUGUGACUAUGGAUGUAAAGAAGGAUUCUCUGGAACAUUUUGUCAAAGUCCAAGUUCAGACACCGGUUCUUUUGGUAAACACUUUAUUUACAUUAUCUGCACUCUGGGAAUCUUUUUGUUGGGACUUCUUCUCGUCACCAUUGGAAUUCUGAUCCAAAAG